Messenger RNA from Anopheles nili, 2518 nucleotides. Its product is annotated as thyroid receptor-interacting protein 6. Lineage: Eukaryota; Metazoa; Arthropoda; Insecta; Diptera; Culicidae. The record is from RefSeq and is a predicted model, not a curated record. The transcript has a single exon. Gene Ontology annotation, biological process: cell-cell adhesion. Gene Ontology annotation, cellular component: focal adhesion; stress fiber. Bases 1 to 1839 code for a protein of 612 amino acids.
AUGGAAGAUAUGAAAGAGCAGUUCCCUACGUACAAUUCUGUAUUGCGCCAAUCGAAUGGACAGCAAAGACCGUAUCACAGUACCGGUUUGCCCGAUUGUCCUCCGCACGGAGCAGGUAUACCAGGCAUGGUAAUGAUUGGCAGGAAAAGUGGUCCCGCUGUUCCACCGAAACCACGCAAAAAUAGUCAGCAACAAGUUCCACCUCAAGUUCCGAAGAGCUCUAACGUGAAACAGUACUGUGAACCAUCGUUCUCCACCGUGCUUGAAGGUCAAGCAGGCAGCCUUGACGAACAUGCAUAUACAAACGUUACUAACGAGGCAAAUGGUGUCACCGGUCGCGUUGUGAAACUAGGGGCACGUAAGGUCACGCUUGAUGAUGCCCUUGAGCUGCAGCACGUAAAAGAAGCGCUGGAACAUCAUAAGCGCACUCUGGAAGCAAAUCGUUCAAAGUCACUCCAGGACGGUUCGGAACAUGCUGGAACAAUGUACGAAAACACACAACCCAAAGCAUACGCCAGUGGAUACGGCUCAGAUGCAACUUAUUCCAAUCUACCCGGAGCAGCUCAUGGAAUCGCAGCGGCAAAAAAUAACGAAGGACUGAUCUACAGCAACAUAAUGCACAACGCCAACCCAUCGAAACCGUUUCCUCAGCGGCAAAUAUCGGAGGAACUGCCACCACCACCUCCGCAGGAUUUGUCUUUACAGCUGACACUCAAUACGCUAACUUUGGAGGAGAACGACGACGAGUUUCCACCCCCUCCAAGUCCUGUUAGUUCGUCGUAUAGCGAACUGCGGCGAGCAACGGAUCAUCCCCACAUGGGCCGGCAGCCCCAACCAACAUACACGUUGGUGGGUCCCGGUGCAGCCGGAGUUGGCGCACCAGGUGGCCAAACGUACAGCAACGUGGCGCCGGGCAGUCAGAUCUACGCGAAUAAUAUGCAAUUUGCUCAGUCGCUGUAUGGCACCUAUGGCAUGAGUUCGCAGGGAUCGACCACGUAUGAGUCGAUUUACGAACCGAUCAAUCCACGGCCACCAAGUCAGAUGUCUGGCCGCUCGAACUACUCCCUUUACGCACCGUAUGUAAACUCACAUGGAAUCAACAGUCCCAACGAAAGUAUCAUAACUAGCGCGUCGCAGCAACAGCACCGCCAUGGCCCAUCUGCCAUGUCAAAGGGGGCGGAAGUGGACACGCUGACAGACCUGCUCGUGCAAUCGAUUCAGGACACGGACUCGUUCGGAACAUGCGUCAAGUGCGGAGAACGUGUCGUUGGAGAAAAAACGGGAUGCACAGCCAUGGACAAGAUCUAUCACAUUGCAUGCUUCACGUGCCAUCAAUGUCAGAUAAAUUUGCAAGGCAAACCGUUCUACGGGCUGGAUGGGAAACCGUACUGUAAGGAAGACUAUUUAAACACGCUCGAGAAAUGCUCCGUCUGCUUGAAGCCCAUCCUCGAGCGCAUCUUGCGCGCUACUGGAAAACCAUAUCACCCGCAAUGCUUCACAUGCAUCGUAUGCGGAAAGUCCUUAGACGGUAUUCCCUUCACGGUAGAUGCUACGAAUCAGAUUCAUUGCAUCGACGAUUUCCACAAAAAGUUUGCCCCACGGUGCUGCGUAUGUAAGAUGCCCAUCAUGCCCGGACCGGGCGAGGACGAGACCGUCCGCGUGGUGGCACUUGAUCGCAGCUUCCACAUCAACUGCUACAAAUGUGAGGAUUGCGGACUGGUGCUCUCUUCGGAAGCGGAAGGACGUGGGUGUUACCCGUUGGACGAACAUAUACUGUGCAAAAGCUGCAACGCUAAACGUGUGCAGACUCUCACGAGCCAUAUGACGACAGAGCUAUAAACAGAUUUCGCUUUCUCUAGUGCGGCUUCACGCAAAAUCGGAAGAACUACGUGUUGAAUAUCCUUGUACUUAAGGCACUCCAGCGGCGCGGAAUGUUGCGAACAUGCGGCUAUGCUAGCGUUGGAUGGAUGUUCCACAAAAAAGUGUUAGUCAAAUUUAGGCACUCGAACAAACCGUGACGAACGUAUUGAACGAAGUUAGCAAGUAGCAUAGCACAACGUAUUACAUAAUUCCGUCUUUGAUCCUUCUACAUUCCAUUUUAUAUGCAUUUCGCUGUUUAAUGAAAUACGUAUAACUUUUACAGGACUCCAUAGUUACUUGACAUCGCUGUUGAUGUUGUGUUAGAACUGCGUUUAUGGGAACUGACUUAGAAAUAUAUUGGUAAUUCGCAAGAAGAAAGAUAUGCGUGAUCAGUAGUUGUAGAUCCCGAUCAUUAUCGCUCAGCUGUACUAGUAUUAAUUAAAUUGUCAUUCCAUAGCUGAAAUUAACUGGUAGGGAAAAAAUACGUACGCCUAAAUUAUGCAGAAUAACAGUCACUGCCGUUUUACUGCUUCGAUAGUACUAUUUUCAGAUAGCGAAACAUUUUAACAUUGAUAAAUAGGGAAGAUGUUGAAGUAGGUGCCGUUCAAUGCCAGGAUAAACACAUAAUGUAAAUUUGCCGUAUGUGGUGUCAAUGCUU